Messenger RNA from Caenorhabditis remanei, 2349 nucleotides. RefSeq lists its product as uncharacterized. The record is from RefSeq and is a predicted model, not a curated record. NCBI's taxonomy places the organism in Eukaryota, Metazoa, Nematoda, Chromadorea, Rhabditida, Rhabditidae. Gene Ontology annotation, biological process: isoprenoid biosynthetic process. Gene Ontology annotation, molecular function: histone deacetylase activity. Bases 1 to 2349 code for a protein of 782 amino acids. The transcript is spliced from 10 exons.
AUGUUCGCCAGUAGAAAGCUGGUGGAAAAAGCGCUUGGCGAAGUGAAAAAGAAGUUUGUAGGGGUUGUUUCGGCGAAAUUACCAGCCGAUGGAAUGGAAUACGAUUUAGUUCAAUAUAGGUGUAGAAAUUUAUUUGACAACACUGUAAUCGGUGGGAAAUACUCGCGAGCGUCGCUUUGUGUCGACACAAUACGAGCACUACAGCCGCAUUUACGAGAUGAAACACAGGAGUUACAGGCGGUUUGUGAAGCAGCUGCGACGCUGGAAAUUAUUCAAAGUUUCUAUCUGAUCGCCGACGACAUCAUGGACAAUUCCGAGACACGACGUGGAAAACAGUGUUGGUUCCGGAGAGAAGGUGUGGGGAUGUCGGCUAUCAAUGACGCCUUCAUAAUGGAUUCAUUCGUUGAAGAUAUUCUUAGACUCGCUCUUCCUGGACAUGUCAAUCUUGACAGAUUGUGUGAAGCUUAUCGGAAGUCGAAACAAAAAACAUUGAUUGGACAGUUCCUGGAUACAUCAUCCGUCAAUCAAAUUUCUUCGUUCACCUGGGAUCGUUACGAAUUGAUGGUUGAGAACAAGACAUCUCAUUAUACAGUAUUCCAUCCUCUUCAAAUGGCUCUUAUCAUUUCUGAUGUACUUGCUUAUCAUGGUGCCGUAAAAAAAGCCGCAUAUCAAAUCGGAUUCUUGUUUCAAUCGCAGGACGACUUUUUAGAUGUUUAUGGAGAUCCAACGAUUACUGGAAAGAUUGGAACUGAUAUACAGGACGGAAAAUGUACGUGGCUUGCCGUUCGUGCUCUCCAAAAAAUGCACUCUACACCACAAAAAUCUGCUCAUCUCAUUACUGAUUUCAAGCAAAGUUUCGGAUCUUCUGAUCCGGAAAAAAUCGAAAAAAUCAAGAAAAUCUAUAAUGAGUUGCAAUUGAGAGAGGAAUUUCGUCGCACUAAUAUCGAGAUGCCAACUUCACUUCAACACUCAAAACCACGUGUCUCGUAUUAUUAUGAUGGAGAUUUCGGAAAUUUCUAUUACGGACAGGGACACCCGAUGAAACCACAUCGAGUUAGAAUGACACACAGUUUGAUUGUCAAUUACGGAUUGUAUCGGGCUUUGAAUGUGAUGCGGCCUGCGCGAGCUUCGUUUUACGAAAUGACUCGUUACCACUCGGAUGAUUACAUCAAUUUUCUUCGACAAGUGAAGUCUGACAAUAUUUCAACUCUUACUGAUCAAAUGACACGUUUCUCAGUUGGUGAAGACUGUCCAGUAUUCGAUGGAAUGUAUGAAUUUUGUCAGUUAUCAUGUGGAGGAUCCCUCGCUGCUGCAGCCCAAUUGAACAGAAAAGAGUCAGAUAUUGCAAUUAAUUGGAUGGGUGGACUUCAUCAUGCAAAGAAAUCAGAAGCUUCAGGGUUCUGCUAUUCGAAUGAUAUCGUUUUAGCGAUUCUAGAAUUGUUAAAAGUUCACAAAAGAGUUCUCUACAUAGAUAUUGAUGUUCAUCAUGGUGAUGGAGUUGAAGAGGCCUUUUAUACAACUGAUAGAGUAAUGACGGUCUCGUUUCAUAAACAUGGAGAAUAUUUCCCAGGAACCGGAGAUUUAAAAGACGUUGGAGCUGGACACGGCAAAUAUUACGCAUUGAACGUUCCGCUCCGAGAUGGUGUUGAUGAUUUUACAUACGAAAGAAUUUUCCAAACAGUUAUGGGCGAAGUGAUGGCACGGUUCCAACCAGAAGCAGUUGUUCUCCAAUGCGGAGCUGAUUCCUUGGCUGGAGAUCGACUUGGAGUAUUCAAUUUGACUACAUAUGGACAUGGAAAAUGCGUGGAGUACAUGAAAAGUUUCAAUGUUCCUCUGUUGCUUGUCGGUGGUGGUGGAUAUACUAUUCGAAACGUUUCAAGAUGCUGGGUGUACGAAACGUCGAUUGCUUUAAAUUUGGAUGUUGCUGAUGAUCUUCCCGUGAACGAUUACUUCGAAUACUUCAUCCCAGACUACAAACUUCAUAUAAAACCACUCACAACUCUAAUCAAUUUCAAUACUCCAGAAUUCAUUGAUCAGACGAUUGUCUCCCUUUUAGAAAAUUUGAAACAACUCCCUCAUGUCCCGUCAGUUCAAAUGCAUCCCACUUCAAUCAGUUCUGAUGCAGUUGUGAAGACUUUCGAUCAGAGUCUUCGAAGAGAUCACCAGAACGAUGACAUACGAGAGUCACGUUUCGAUGAAGAUGUUAGAGUGGAAAAUUCUUCAGAAUUCUACGAUGCUCGGGAGCCAACUUCGAGAAACACUCAAUCCAACAAGCGGCAGCGAAACAUGAACACUGCAGAAGUGGAAGGUUUCAAAAAGACACGAAUCGGAGAGGAAGAUGAUGUGUGA